UGAGACAGUAGUUCUCAGCUGAGAACAAAGUCUGAGGACACAAACGAGUAACGUUAUAUUUUAGGAAGGUGAAAGCGUUUUUUUUUUCUUUUUUUUUUGGAGAUCCAAGUUCGUCCUGCAGCAACUCAGAAAUGCGUCAUCAACAGCAGCUGCGCUGUAGUUUUAACUAGAGCGUGCGGUUGCUAGGAAACAGUUGUUUCAUUGUCGGGGGGUCUAUAAUACGUAUAUAUUGAGCGAAAGAACAGAGAAUAAAAUAUCCAAAAUAUAGAGGAAACAAACAGUGUCAAAGACUGACAAAAGUUAAGAUGUCGGGCGCGUUUUCUUCUCCCGCGAGGAACGGAAUGUUGACAGCUCCGCCUGUUGAAGCUGUUAAUGACCUGCCUCAGAAUUCAGAACACAAACCUGAGCAGACUGACAUGCUCACCAGUAACACUGACACUAACACAGACACGGACACGGAAGCAGGCAGUACCUUAGACACUGACAGUGAAACAGAGUGUGACUUGGACACAGAGAGACACACAGAUAGUCCUGGAUGCGCUGGACAGACUGAUGCUGACAACAACGAUAAUGUCACACAAAGUGACACACUUAGAGAGACAGAGACAGAUACAAGCACAGACAGACAGCCCAGAACUAAAGGAGACCUCCACAUACGCUCUGUGCUGGAAUGUGGGCGUGAGGUGAUGGUCUGCCAGUUCAACAAUGAAGGUACUCUUCUGGCAGUUGGACUCAGUGAUGGGACUAUUAAGGUUUACAGUAUAGACAGUGGCAGCCUUGUGCAAACCCUGAAGGACAGAGACAGCAUUCUGUCUCCUCUUCCUGUCACAGCGCUACGAUUCUCUGUUAGCCUCCAAUCUCACAGCCUCCUGCUGGCCACAUGUGAGCACUGCAUAUGCUAG
Molecule: messenger RNA, 902 nt
Organism: Megalops cyprinoides (Indo-Pacific tarpon)
Lineage: Eukaryota; Metazoa; Chordata; Actinopteri; Elopiformes; Megalopidae
Product: serine-aspartate repeat-containing protein C-like
Exons: 5
Coding region: 306-902 (198 amino acids)
Molecular function (GO): protein binding
Source: RefSeq, a predicted model, not a curated record